Messenger RNA from Helianthus annuus (common sunflower), 1439 nucleotides. Its product is annotated as heptahelical transmembrane protein 2. The record is from RefSeq and is a predicted model, not a curated record. Lineage: Eukaryota; Viridiplantae; Streptophyta; Magnoliopsida; Asterales; Asteraceae. Bases 139 to 1212 code for a protein of 357 amino acids. Gene Ontology annotation, biological process: response to hormone. Gene Ontology annotation, molecular function: signaling receptor activity. The transcript is spliced from 4 exons. Gene Ontology annotation, cellular component: membrane.
UCAAAUGGCAGGUUAUAAAUCCUCGAAGCUCUGGACGCUUCCAUGUCAAUGUUUCAGUUAUCGGGCAGUGAUCGGAGAUUGAAUCCCCGGCGAAUGAAAGGCCGGAGAGACCGAUAACUUUGUGUUUUCCGGCAACGAAUGAAGAGGCGAGAAAGAAAGCGUAACGGUGGCCGAUUAAUCUCGCCGGACAAGAUGUCGAAGAAAAGAUCGGAAAAGAGAUUGAUGAAAUACGACGAGUUACCCGAGUAUCUGAAAGAUAACGAGUUCAUUUUAGAUUAUUACAGGUGCGAAUGGCCCUUAAAGGAUGUUAUCGGUAGCAUUUUCGCUUGGCACAAUGAAACCCUUAAUAUCUGGACGCAUUUGGUAGGUUUCUUCAUGUUUUUGUCAUUGGCAGUUUGGAGCAUCAUGAACCAACAUAAGGUGGAAUCAAUGGUGGCCAGCUUUUAUUCAAGAACUCACGGCGUUCAAGAACCGAUGACAACGUUGAUGACGAAAGCUAACGGCUCCGUUGUUUCUCUGUUAACGCCGGAAUCCAUGGUAGGAUCAGACAUUCUUAAACCAUCAAUUGUUCUAAUCCACAACUCAAUCCCAAUAUGGCCAUGGUUCGUUUUCUUAACCGGAGCAAUGGGCUGCUUAAUCUGCAGCUCCAUCUCCCACCUCUUUGCCUGUCACUCGAAAACCUUCAACCUCUUUUUCUGGCGUCUGGACUACGCCGGAAUCUCCCUCAUGAUCGUCUCAUCCUUCUUCGCCCCGAUCUUCUACGCCUUUAACUGCCACCCGUUCUCCCGCCUCUUCUACCUCUCCGCCAUUUCCACCCUCGGCCUUCUUGCCAUCGCCACCCUCCUCUCUCCAGCACUGUCCGCUCCUCGCUACCGCUCCUUCAGGGCCACUAUUUUUCUCGCCAUGGGGUUCUCCGGUGUCAUUCCAGCAACACACGCGGUCUACCUCCAUAGGGCAGACCCGAAGAUACUUAUCGCGCUUGUGUAUGAGGUUGCUAUGGCGGUUUUUUACUCCGUUGGAGCAAUGUUCUAUGUUAAGCGGAUACCCGAGAGAUGGAAGCCAGGUGCUUUCGAUAUCGCGGGACAUAGUCAUCAGAUUUUUCAUGUUUUUGUUGUGGGUGGUGGUCUUGCUCACGCCGCUGCAACACUUGUGAUCAUGAACUUGCGACAAAGCUCGCCCUCUCUAUGUGUUGACGGCGCAACUUGGAUGUGAUACGCGUAAAUAUAUAUAUAUAAUCCGCCACUGUGAUAUUCGGGACGAUAUUUGGUACGGACAUGAAUGAUUUGUAAGUGUUUUGUUUCCAACUUUUGGAAAUGUGUUUGUGCGGUAGAAAUGAGAGUUUAGGAAAUACUUACUGAUUUUGAUGAAAUCAGUAUAAUUAUGUUGUACCAAUGUUGUAUGUCAUACUGUUUAUUAACGUGCUAGAAUUUCGUUGAAAA